Molecule: messenger RNA, 943 nt
Organism: Cyprinus carpio (common carp)
Lineage: Eukaryota; Metazoa; Chordata; Actinopteri; Cypriniformes; Cyprinidae
Product: protein reprimo-like
Source: RefSeq, a predicted model, not a curated record
UCCCCUCCCUCAAACGCCCCAUGGUCACUGCGUUCAGAAGAAAGUGUGUGCGUCGCCGCGCCUCUUAGCGCGCUCUCCAAGAAACACUAAAAUACCGGAGUGCGCUCUUCCAGACAUCACUGAGACUGCUGCAGAGAUGCUUGGAUGAUGUACUCCAUCAUAUAUAACACAUAAACCAGACUAUAUGCCACAAACCGACGCUUCGACGACUGUUUUUGGACUUUUAAACUAGAUCCAUGGAAACGCACAAGUGAGCUUGGACCCUUUGGAAGAUUUAAAACAACAAUACGCGUUACACACGCCACAGAAAACUCGACAUGAAUGUUUCCCACGGACUACUGAACCGGACGAUGUCUACAGCGAAGCAGCCUUUGGAAAGCGUUCGAGGAUGCUGCAGUAACUUCUCGGUGAUCACGAGCGACGGGCUCGGGUCACCGAUUCAAGACGAGCGCGAUCAGUUCAUCAUGCGUUUGGUGCAGAUUGCGGUUCUCUGUGUGCUGUCACUGACGGUCAUUUUCGGCAUAUUUUUCCUCGGGUGCAAUCUACUCAUCAAGUCUGAGAGUAUGAUAAAUCUGCUGGUGGAAGACAGAAGACCUUCCAAAGAUGCGGAUAUUAUGAUUGCUGCAUAAAUCGGACACAAACUGCAAUCUCUCAUGAACGACACCUGUUGCUAUGAUUCUCAUGCCAACGAUGAACUAAAUUGAUUUUUAUAUAUUUCAUCUUGGACCUGAAACAACAAGAGCAGAGAAAGAUAACCGGACAAAUUCAUUAAUCCAGGACAGAUCAUUUGAAAUUAAGAAUUUGGCAUUUGUUUUGUAUUUCUAUUGGCUGAAUUGAUUCAUGUGACGCGUUGAAAUGAUUCAAGAAUUUCUUGAUGUGUUAAAGAAAGAUUGUGUUAACUUGCAUGCAUAAUGGAUUAAAAGGAUAUAGAGAACUCUAAAAA